GAGAAAGAGAAAGAGAGAUACUCAGGAAGUCAACAGGGGAAGUUUAGUGGUUUCUUACGUCAACGCUUGCUGCUGCUUGGUUGUGCCGGUGCAGAGUGAAGAGUUGGUGGUGUGUGGAGAUUCCAAGGGAAACGUGGUUCAAGCAGCCACCAAACAUCAACUCCUGGAGCAGCAAGAAACCUGUUUUUACCCCAUGGCAUCAGAGAGAUCUUCAUAUCCAGUCAAGAUUGUUUUGAACAGGCAGAGGAGUAGCUCACAGUGCAGAGAUGAAGAGCUGGCUAUUGAAGAAGACUCUCAACCCCAGCCUACAGAUGUGGAGCAGAGAGUGGAGACUGAACCCAUAAUGAUCAAAGAUGAGGAGACAGCAGAGGACGUGUGGAAGACUGACCCUCAGGAAGAGCUCAGGAUCACUGGAGAGGAGUCUGGUUCCAAGCCUGGGAAACCACCAUCCUUUGAGCAACGGCACUGUGAUGAGGACUUCAUCACACAACCCAAUAUAUCUCCCAGAGACUCCGUGGAACAUUACCCCAAUUCUGAUCGUCCAGAGGAACCAGGAACACCCCGGCUCGCAUCUACAGAGGUGUUCAGUACAGAGCAGCACCGGCCAGACGAGGAGGACGACUCAUUAGACCUAGUGAUGGUGAAGGAUGAGAAAGAGGAGGAGUUAGAUCAGACCACGGUCCUGACAGGAUCUGACCAGUUUGUUAUGGAUGAGUCUGAUGGGCAGCUGUGGACCUCUGUGGGUCCAGGCAGAGACACUGACCCUGAUGGCCACCCAGAUUUCUCCUUUAAUUCCACAGAAGAGUACUCUCAGAAUAUCUCAAUGGUCCCAUCUCAUAGUGGGCUACCAUCUGUUCCUACUAUGACAGAUGAAGUAGGGCCAUCGCUUCAUUCUUCUAUAUGGAAACCACAUGCUAACAUGUUCAGUGCAGCAAAACACAUGACAAGACAUGUCAGGACAUUGGCUGAUGAGACUAGACAACAGAUGCCAGAGGGACAGAGCAGUGAGAUGCUGAACUCAAGUAAUGAAGGAAAUAGUUUAGCUCUACAGUCAAGGCAGCAUCAAUACAGGGCUUCAGAAGCAACAGUGAGAUUGAGUGAGUGCACGACAGGGUCAAACAUGGCCACCACCUCCACCUUCUCUGGAUACAGCCUGAGUCACAGUAGUUUUAACAUGGUGAAGAGAAUGAGGACUCAGUGGAGGUCGGGCGGCACCACCGAGAGGCGUUUCAGCUGCACCUUCUGUGGUAAGAGCUUCCAGCGUUUCAGCGAGCUCAAAGUACACCUCCGGAGUCACACCGGAGAGAAACCGUACACCUGCGAACAGUGUGGCAGGAGUUUUACCCAGCAGUGCAACUUGAUCAGACAUGCUCUGGUCCACACCGGGGAGAAGCCCUACAAGUGCACACAGUGUGGGAAAUGCUUCACCCAGCGCUCCAAAAUGAAGUCACAUCAAAGAACUCACAUAGGGGAGAGUCCAGUGUCUCAAUACGGGGCACCCACAUACCCUGCGGAUCCACAAACAAGUUUAAUGUUGUCUCAGAACAGAUGGAACAAAUAGUUCAUAAUCAUAUCCUUUUUCUUUAACACUUUCUAUGUGAAAAUGUGGUACAGAAAGUAUUUUGAGACAUGUUGAUAAGCUUUUUCUUACAAUUGAUUUGUGAAAUGAUUUUCAUGUUUGACUCUUGUCUGCUCCUCAUUUUCAUUUCAACAACUUAUUUACAACUGGUAACAAUGUGUAUUUCUACCACAAAAUCAUAAAACCAUAUUAUAUUCAA
Oncorhynchus kisutch (coho salmon) is the source of this 1778-nucleotide messenger RNA. RefSeq names its product zinc finger protein 3 homolog. Gene Ontology annotation, biological process: regulation of gene expression. Bases 194 to 1561 code for a protein of 455 amino acids. NCBI's taxonomy places the organism in Eukaryota, Metazoa, Chordata, Actinopteri, Salmoniformes, Salmonidae. The record is from RefSeq and is a predicted model, not a curated record. The transcript has 5 exons. Gene Ontology annotation, cellular component: nucleus.